GAUCCCCCAAAGAAAGCUCCGAUCUCCACCGUGACUUGGCGAAGGGGAGUUCUCUGCAGCCUCGACUCUAUCCGCGCUCCCUGCGUUCGGAAAUCACAAAGACGGUUCCCUUCCCAAGGUCACCUCUCUCCACCCCCGAAGCUAUAGAAGGUUGUACUUUUGGGGCCAACGUGAGAGAAAGCGAGGGGAUUCGAUGGAGCUCGAGGUGAGGGUGGUGGGGCGGAUCGAGAGCUGCUUCGUCUCUCUUCCUCUCCCUUUCAUCCAUACACUCGAAUCCACCAGAGGAGGCUUCCUCCCUUCGUUCCUCGCGCUCGAGCUCCGAUCUCGCUCCGGAGAUCACUGGAACGUGGCUUGGUCCGGCUCCGCUUCUAAGUCAUCAGCAAUCGAGGUUGCUCAACAAUUGGCAGAGUCUAUUUCUUUGCCUGAUGGCACCAAAGUACAAGUAAAAGCAGUUGCUAAUCCAGCAAAAGCUGCUUUUGUUACUGUAGAGCCUAACACUGAGGAUGACUGGGAAAUUUUGGAGCUUAACUCAGAGCUCGCUGAAGAGGCUAUCUUGAAACAGGUCGGUAUUGUCUAUGAGGGGAUGAAAUUUCCUUUGUGGUUGCAUGGGCAUAUUGUUGUGGAGUUUCUUGUUGUCUCAACUUCUCCUAAGAAAUCGGUAGUUCAACUCAUGCCAGGAACUGAGGUUGCUGUUACCCCAAAGAAGCGUAAAAAAGCGAUAGAUGCUAAUCAGGAUGUCCAGAAGCAAAGUUCAGUGAACGAGCAACUUAUGAUGAAGGCACUACUACGCGUACAAGCUGCAGACAAAAGACAUGUACAUAGAUUUGGAUUUGGAGAUGUUGAACUGGGGGUACUAUUGACGUCGGUUGUUUUUAUACAUCCAGAAACAGCUUCAAAGUUUUCAUUUGAUAAUCUUCAGUUAAUAACUAUUUUUCCUAGAUUAGCACCAAAUGAAAUCAUGCAGAAUGGAAAAGAUAUCGAGAGAAGAGGAAGUAAUUCUCCUGGUACAGAUCGAAAUAAUGGGGUUUUAAGACCUAGUAAGGAGGCAGUAAGACAUACGGUUGUUCGUAUCUUAUUUUCAGACUCAGUAGCCAAAGGACAUGUUAUGCUUCCUCAGUCUCUUCGUCUUUUUAUAGGAGCAGGCAUACAUUCAUGGGUUUAUAUAAUGAAAUACUGCAUUGGUCUGAAGAAGGGUACUGCUUUGAUGACACUAUCUCCUUGUCGGUUUAAGUUAGUGAGAAAGAAUAAGCCUAAUGGUAACAAUGGACUUGAGCAUCAUGAAGGCUACACACAUCUUGGUCGCAAAAAUUUGCCUUCACCUGCAGGAUUGUUCCUCGAUGGAAAUAUGAAAGACUGGUCAAAUCAUGAAGACCUCCUUAAUUCUCUGUCUCAUGAAACUCUUGUACAUGGAGAUGAUGAUGGUGUUUCUAAAUAUCGCAUGGCAGUUGUUAAGAAUUUUCUUAUCAAGUCAUGGCUUGUUGGACAGCUCAAGGCAAUUGCCUCACAGACUGGUAAUCUGGAUGUCACUUCAGUAGUUUUGGCAAACGAAACUUUGCUUCACUUUGAAGUGAUGGAUCAUAAAUUAAGAACCAAGAAAAGGGAUGGUAUAUCAGAAAAGGAAAGUGGCAUGGGAGAAGCUGGACUUGAGCUCCUGUAUUUGUUGACAAUUACUUCUGAGGAAUCUUCGAAUCGUGACCUACAGAAUAGCUAUGAGCUUGUCUUUGAUACCCAAAAGAAUGGUAAUGAUCUAGAUGACUUAGAACUGGCACUUGGAAAGUUGGAAUUGGGUGACCCUGUAUCCCUUGAUUCUGUUGCCGAGAGUAGCUUCAACAGAAACUUCAAUCUGACUCUGUCUUCUUUAAGCUGGAUGGAGACAGCUAUUUCUGAUGUUAUUAAGCGUCUAUUUGUGCUUUUGUCUCCAUCUUCCAGUAAGUUGUUAAGCAGUUUCGAUCUUCCUCUCCCAGGACAUGUGCUUAUAUAUGGACCUUCUGGUUCUGGAAAAACUACACUAAUGAGGGCUGUUGCGAAGCAUCUUGAAGAAAAUGAAGAAGUCUUAGCCCACAUAAUUUUUAUAAGCUGUUCAAAACUUGCUGUUGAGAAGAGUCAGACAAUUCGACAAGCAAUCACAGGCUACAUAUCUGAAGCUCUCAUCCAUUCACCUUCUGUCAUUAUUUUUGAUGAUCUAGACAGUAUAGUCUCAUUUUCUUCCGAAUCUGAGGGAUCUCAGCUGUCCAAUUCUACCAGUGCUUUAGUCAAAUAUUUAACGGAUAUUAUGGAUGAAUAUGUGGAGAAGAGUCAGAGCUCUUGUGGGUAUGGCCCUAUUGCAUUUAUGGCUGCUGUGCAGGCUCUCGGGAAUUUACCUCAGUCUCUGAGUUCUUCAGGGAGAUUUGAUUUCCAUGUUCAACUUCCUGCUCCUGCUGUCUCUGAACGUGAAGCAAUGUUGAAACAUGAAAUUCGAAAACGUGCUUUACAAUGUUCUGAGGAUAUACUUGCUGAAGUAGCUUCCAAAUGUGAUGGAUAUGAUGCAUAUGACUUGGAAAUUUUGGUUGAUAGGGCUGUGCAUGUUGCUGUCAGUCGUUUUUUGUCAUCUCAUGUUGAUCAAGUACAUGGGAAGCCUAUUUUGGUGAAGGAAGAUUUUUCACAAGCAAUGCAUGAUUUCGUUCCAGUUGCAAUGCGUGGUCUUACAAAAGCUGCUUCUGAAGGUGGGCGCAGUGGGUGGGAGGAUGUUGGUGGGCUUUCUGACAUUCGGAAUGCCAUUCAAGAGAUGGUGGAAUUACCAUCAAAGUUUCCUGGUAUCUUUGCCCAGUCACCUCUGAGGUUGAGAUCAAAUGUUCUCUUAUAUGGACCUCCAGGUUGUGGAAAAACCCAUAUUGUUGGAGCUGCAGCAGCUGCUUGUUCUUUAAGAUUUAUAUCUGUCAAGGGGCCUGAGCUGCUGAACAAAUAUAUAGGUGCAUCUGAGCAAGCUGUUCGCGAUCUAUUCUCAAAGGCUGCUGCUGCAGCACCUUGCCUUCUUUUCUUUGAUGAGUUUGACUCGAUUGCACCAAAGAGAGGGCAUGAUAAUACUGGAGUUACUGAUCGUGUUGUCAAUCAGCUGCUGACUGAGUUAGAUGGGGUGGAAGCCUUGACCGGGGUGUUUGUAUUUGCUGCAACUAGUCGGCCAGAUCUACUUGAUGCUGCACUCCUGCGACCUGGAAGGCUAGAUCGUCUUCUUUUUUGUGAUUUUCCAACAUGGCAUGAGAGGCUAGAUAUUCUUUCAGUUCUUUCAAAAAAGCUUCCUUUGGCAAGCAAUGUUAACCUGGAAACUAUAGCUUGUAUGACUGAAGGAUUUAGUGGUGCUGACCUCCAAGCCCUUCUGUCAGAUGCACAGCUUGUGUCGGUUCAUGAGCUUCUAGAUAGUGGAGAUAGGGGUGAACCAGGAAGAAUGCCUGUUAUCACUGAUGAACUUUUGAAAUCUGUGGCUUCAAAGGCCCGACCUUCAGUUUCAGAAGCUGAGAAGCGCCGGCUUUAUGGUAUUUACAGUCAAUUCUUGGAGUCAAAGAAGUCUGUUUCUGCACAGUCAAGGGAUGCAAAGGGCAAAAGGGCCACUUUAGCAUGACAAUAUCACACGUAAAACAUGCAUUUGCACUGAUCAUGGACUAAGAUGGCCAUUAAAGCUUGAGUUAUACCACACUUCGUCAUGCGCUUGAACCGAGCAAACAAUGGAUAAUCUUCAACUGGAUUGGUGCUGGAAUAUGAAGGUGUGUUGUGUGAAGAGAUUGAAUGAUUACUAGCAUAAUUAGAAGGCAGAAUUAUGUCAUCUAGUCAGUGAAUGUGCUUUUUUGUUUCCUUUUUUAUUUUUGGGCGUGUGUAUUCCGUUGUUUUAGGGGGUGUUGAUUACUGUCAAGGGGGGAUAAGUUUGCUUUUAGCAAGGUGACAGGUAUUAGGGUAUAUGAGUUGCUUUGUUAACUUGUAUCAUCUUUGCUUUUAUUAUUUUCUCUGUCUUAUGUCAAAGCUAUCAUCACUUUACUGAAUGAAUGCAUUUGUAUUUGUACUGAAACUUGAAAAGAAAUACUGGAGAAGGUUUCUUUGCUAUUUGAUUUAAAA
Messenger RNA from Elaeis guineensis (African oil palm), 4083 nucleotides. Its product is annotated as peroxisomal ATPase PEX1. Gene Ontology annotation, biological process: protein import into peroxisome matrix. Gene Ontology annotation, cellular component: peroxisomal membrane; cytosol; peroxisome. The record is from RefSeq and is a predicted model, not a curated record. Lineage: Eukaryota; Viridiplantae; Streptophyta; Magnoliopsida; Arecales; Arecaceae. Gene Ontology annotation, molecular function: ATP hydrolysis activity; ATP binding.